Molecule: messenger RNA, 4236 nt
Organism: Mercenaria mercenaria
Lineage: Eukaryota; Metazoa; Mollusca; Bivalvia; Venerida; Veneridae
Exons: 10
Coding region: 92-2278 (728 amino acids)
Source: RefSeq, a predicted model, not a curated record
CACGCAUGCGCAUACAUGUUAAAAGAUUAAAAUUAAUUCAUAUGCAAUAUGGAUUAUCAAAACGAUAUUUAGAAGUAAAGAAAUAUCAACAAUGGCAGAAAACGGAAAUGAAAGAUAUUUAAGAUACAUUCUUCUUCUCGGUGAAGGCGUUUUGUUAGUGUUGCGUGGUGUUGUACGAAGAGAAGUUCAACGUACAGGAUCAACAUUAGAUGCGAUUCUUACAAUCCCGAAUAACAGAAGGCAGAUGGAGCGGAAUUGCCACUCGGAAACCCAGCGUCUUCAUCUUUUCCCGUACCCCACUACAGUAAAUUCAGACAUAGAAACAUGGGAUAUAUCGCUUCUAACGUUGGUACUUCAAAGAUUGUUUUGGUCAAAUCUUAAGAGGGACGAACGUUUGCAAAUAAGCUACUUACGAGACAAUAGAAAUGAGUAUCAAGGGCACCCACCAGCAAUGUCGAUGGAAGAAACGGAAUAUACAACAAGAUCUGCUGAUUUAGUAACAACACUUCAAGAUCUGGCAUCUGGACUUGACCAACAAACUAGAGACACGCUUACAAGGAUAAUAAACGACUCUAAUGCGGUGCAAUUUGACUUUCAUACAGCUAUACAACAUUUACAACAACUGUAUGAGUUUAAGGAGGAAAUGCUGCGAGAGCUAGAGAACAAAUUUCAGGACGUAAAUACCAAACUGGACACAAUUCAAGCAAGAGUUAAAAGAAUACAGGAGCUGCAAAUACGGCAUUGGAAACAAAAUACUGAGAAUGAGUUAAAGACCAUAAUAGAAGCGAAGUGUGACCAUAAAGAAAAAGAAAAGAAAGCUCUGGAUGUAUUGUUCGACUUCGUUAAGAUGAUACAGAAUCAGAACGACUUUACUGAACAAGAAAUCAAGCAUAAUAUAGAACAAAGAAUUCGAUGGCAUGGUGACAUAUGUCUUCAGUUAAUAGACGAUCUACUGCUCUGGUUUUCAGAUAUGUAUAAUAUUCCCAACGCGAUACCUGGACCUGCCCAGGAAGGUAGCAUCCGAAUACCAAUAAAAUGCUCUUCAUUGGAAGGGCUGUUAAAGCAAAUGGAGUAUAUGGAUAGCGCUAAUAGCAAAGAACGUCUUUCAGAGAUAUCGUACAGUCUCAGCAAAAUAAUUGACUCCACUUGCUCCCUAUCGUGGACUAUAGUACCUGCCAGUCUGCAAAAGGUUAUGGUAACGUUGUCGAAAGAUUUAGAAACAUCACAUUUAUCAGUAGAGUCUGGGAAAAUAGUGCUUCCAUUUCAAAGUAAAUCACUGAAUGGGUUAUCUAACAUCUGGAGUAUGUUCGAAGGGGAAGAAGUAAAUGACCACCUUGCAAGAGCAUCAAAAACACUGUCAAAGAUUGUUGGUGCAGACAUUACUCUGACCACAUCUGUUGUUAAAGAUCAGUUCACAAAUGCAGUGUAUAAAAUGAAUAAAGAUGAUGCAAGUCACUCGUUUGAUACUACGAAGAACCCAUUGGAAUACUUGCAAGAUGAUGAUAAAACUAAGGAAAGGGAAACGGAAUCAGUAUAUGGUGUUGACAGUCAAUCGUUUGAAACUUUGAAGAAGCCCUUCGAAUACUUGCAAGGUGAUGAGAAAACUAUAUAUGAUGAUGAAAGUAAACCCUUCAAAAUGAGGACGGACAAAGUCUUUUGCUUCAGUGAUGAUGUGGAAACUAAGAAAAAAGAAGAGGAAUUUAAGUCUGAUCGUUUUCCUAAAAGACUGUCAGGUGAAGGUUCGGCUCUCAGAACAGAAUCAAGUACUGGCAGUGAGAAGGAUUACGAACGUCACUUAAAACUCAAACACGUUGGGGAAUAUUCAGUGAGGUGUGAAGAAGAUAGAGGUACUCCAGUCAUAAGUGAAAUUGAAGUGUUACCUAAUGGCAGGAUUCUUCUUACUGAUUGGUGGAACCGUAAUCUGAAGAUGCUGGAUAGUUCGUUUAACGUGGUCAGUUACUGCGACCUUCCUGGUAUGCCCAGUUGUGUUAGUUAUAUUGGUAAAGAUACAGCUGCUGUCGGUUUUUGCGACGCACGUAUUGUGUUUGUACGUGUAUCAGGUGACAUUGAGAUUGAAAAAAGGUUGCUAAAGCUCGACUGUGUCAGUUAUGUAGAAAGUCUUGCCUUCUAUGGUGAAACGAUAUAUAUCUGUGAUAACGCUGGUCCAGUGUAUACGUCUACUACAGACGGACAUCUGCAAAGAGUUCUUUACAAAACACAAGUACAGUUAAUUUUCCUUUGGGCAAGUGUAUUGCCAUUAGUGAUGACGGCGAAAUGAUUUAUCUAACAUCUAUCGACCAAGGACUUGUAACAAUAAAUAACAAGGGAACUCAUUUAUCAACUCUUAGACCUGAUAGUUCAUGGGGUCUAUCUAGUAUUUGUACCGUUGGUGAUGGUACAAUCUUUGUGCUUGAGGAUGACUCGCAGAAGCUGUUUCAGGUUGAUUAUGGAGGAACAAAAGUUCUCAAUGUUGUGAACUUGUUGCCAGUUGGUAGAUAUGAAGCGAUGUGUUAUGAUAGGAAACAUUCAAGACUUAUUGUUGGUGGUAGAAAUGAUGAUAUACUCGUUUAUGAACAUCAAAAAUAAAGAUCACAUGUUAGGCAGUAUAAUGCCAUUUAGUGAACUUUCGUCAGUUUUCUUUUAAUUACACUACUGGACAAUUGAUAAUUAAAUUUCAGCAGCUAAAUUUAAAUUAAUCUGCUAUUUUUAAUUUCCAGUCUGUGCUGAAUGCGAACUUAAACUUGUAUUUUUAUAGUGUAGAGAGUGAAGCAGACUGACUGAAAGUUUUAUAGUAAAAAUAAAAAGAAAAAAAGACAAAAAAAAAAGAAGAAACACAAACUUGUAAUAUAAAUCAGUAUAAACUUAGUACAUAUUACAUGAAGCUUGUAGUCUCUAUGUAAAUAUUUGAUCUCUUAAAGGUCCCACAAGGAAAGUGUGUUUUAAGUUGAAAUUUUCUGCCCGUUAAUAAAUGAAUAGUGAAAUCAACACUUACACUCUCGUUUAACUUUUUAUCUCGCAUCUUGUAAUUCCUUUAUUGAAUGAUUGUAUACAGUUAUGCUAUGUAUGACUUUUGAAUAAGCUUCAUUCUGUAAUGUUAUGUACAUAGAUAUAAAAGAAGAUAUUAUUCAUUAUUAUCAAUAUUAUGCAAAUACAAACACAAAAGUGCUAAAAAUAUCAUUUCGCUUUCCAUAUUUUAUUUAGAUUUAGUUGAUAUGACAAACAUUCGCAAAAUAGGUUUAGUAUCAUGCAUUUGUUACAACCUGUAUCCGCAGUGUUACUUGGGACCGUAAAUAGGCCUAUCUAACAGACGUACGGUUUGGAGUCCAGAUGCGAAGGAAUGAUAUCACGAGGGAGCAGCCCGAGUGAUAGAAUGAUACAUAUCUGAACGACAUAUUUGGAUUCUAACACAAUACCAAAUACUUUUAAGUAUAUCCUUGACGUCCAUCAAAUAUUUGCCUUUUUUUUGUCAGUUUCUUUUCAAACGCGCCGCUAUACCGCUUGACGGUAUGACGUAAUAAUUGUGACGUCAGACCAGUGAAUUUUGUAAAAUAAUACAAUUUGUAAUAUUCUAAGCUGUAUGUUCACGGAUACGAUAAUAUAUAUUAGGAUUAACAUAAACAUAAAGUCCGUUAUUUGCUAUUUAUAUCUGAAUCUGCCUCUUUAACUUCAUACUUCUUUUAGAAUUAGAUCUAUCACAGAUGAUAUCAGCAUACGUUGUAAAAAGCUAGAUCUAUAUAACAGCAAAAAAAACUGGUACAAAAUUAUGCCACGACAUGUAUUUGGGAGGAAAUUUUGAACAGGCUGACAAGCGUUUCUAACGCAAUAUAAAUAUAAAAAAAACUGUUAUCAACACGAAAGGAAGUGUCUACGCAAUGUUUCAUAUUAAUUUAUCAAAAUCACAGGUAGUUAAUUGUUAUUCGUAAAAUACAGGAAAUGGUUAUUUUUAAAUGUCGUUAUGUACAUGUCAUUCCACUUAUGUGUUAUUGUUAAUAGUUGUUGGUUUGUUUUUCUAUUACCUUUAUAAUUCUAAGUAAAAAGUAAUUGUUACCCUUUGAAGAAACACUAUAGCAUACUAAUUGAAUAUUUUAAACAAUGUUUGGUAAGGAGACAUGUGUUUUAUAUCAUAGAAAUGAUGUCUGAAGAUUAUUUGUUUACAUGAAAUCAUUGAGGAAAUGAAUUUAUGAUAUGUAUUAAGUACCUAGUGAAUAAAAUCAAAUUUUUCUUUUCGAAGUUGUC